Lodderomyces orthopsilosis Co 90-125 is the source of this 3300-nucleotide messenger RNA. Its product is annotated as Cyk3 protein. The transcript has a single exon. The record is from RefSeq and is a predicted model, not a curated record. NCBI's taxonomy places the organism in Eukaryota, Fungi, Ascomycota, Pichiomycetes, Serinales, Debaryomycetaceae. Gene Ontology annotation, molecular function: protein binding. The coding region runs from base 1 to 3300 and encodes 1099 amino acids.
AUGACACUACCUCCCUUACCAUUCAAAGUGAAGACAACGGUUUCAUGGCCUGGUGAAGAGUCUGGUGAUUUGGGAUUCGUUGAAAAUGAGUUGAUCCAGGUGUUUUCCAUAGUUGAUGAGAGUUGGUGGAGUGGGAAACUACGUCGAAAUGGAGCUGAAGGAAUAUUUCCUCGAGAAUAUGUCACAAUAAUGGAGGAUGAUGCAUCGAGAACUCCCCCUUCGGGGAUGGGUACACCCACAAAGAAGAGACAGAUGGGCGGAAGUACUAUGUCAGUUGACCGAAUUCAAAAGCAACCUUCAAACGCCAUGUUAAAUUACAAAAUGGGAGACGUUGCAUCACCAUCUAGAGGUUCAUAUGACAGAAUGAAUCAAAGCUUUGAAGGGACCUCUUCAUCAAUGAAAAGCUCUUCUGCCUACAUUUCUCAAGGAAGCAACAACAAAUUGUCUCAUCAGCAACAAUCGCAAUUACAAAGGGACCGUGAUACGGAGAUUGAAUACUUUAAACGCAUGCAGCAUCAGUUAAAGCAACAAGAACAACAGCUCAACAACUAUAAGCUCUAUAAAUCUACGCUGGAUUUGAAUAGAAACGUCAUGAUGUCACCUCCCAGGGACAUGGCUCAUUCACAACCAUAUCCACAUGGCCAUUCAUACAAGUCUAAUUCUUAUGCUGAUGUGAAAUCGGCCAAUAUGGCACAUAAACAACAGUAUAAAGAAAGGUUAAUGCAACAGUACCAACAGCAGCAAAAGCAAAUGCAUUAUGGAAGUCACCCAUCAUUACCAUUAUCUCCCAAUGCCAUUUCCUCAAAGCAAAGGAUUAAAACACCACGAGAGCAGGAAUUCGUCAAGGAAUAUGAAGAGAUUGCUCGUAAACGGGCCGAAUUGGAGUACGAAUUACAGAAGUUAAAGAGAACUGAUCAACCAGCUCGGUCUCAAGGUCAGAAAACACCUUCAUCGCCUUCAAAGUACAAGAGUUCCUCAAGAACGAAAGAUGAGUUUUCCAUUGGCUCGUACGACUCCAUUGAUGAGAGACAACGGUGCUCACGUGAUGAUUUGAGUAAGAAAAUGUCAAACUAUGUCACCGAUGAAGAAGAGGAAAUGGUACGUGGGGAACAUGGUGAACAAGUCAUGCUCAACUAUGUCAGCUCAAGCAAUAUGUUUAGACGUGGUGACGAAUCUCCACCACCCCCACCCCCCCCAAAGCAUUUGACUCCUUCAAAAUCACAAAUCUCCAGUGGAGUCAACAAUGACAUGAGUUCUAAUUCGCAAAUGAGAAUUCCUUUUGACAGUGACGAUUUUCGUGCUUCAGGACAUCAAGGCAAUGCUAUGGGGAGUAUAAAUAAUGAUGAUGACUACUAUCGUCUAUACAUGCAACACGAGGAAUUGAAAAACUCCAUCAAAUCAUUACAAAGUGAUGUUAUGAACUUGUCAGAGUUGAGUGCAACCAGUGCAGGCUCAUUCAUGAGACACAAGUAUGAAAAAGAUUUACAACAAAGUCAAUCACGUAUGAAGGGGAUGGCCAUCAAUGAGGAUAUUUAUGAUUCAACCAUGGUUGAAGAAGAUGCAGAAUAUGAUGAUUUGGGAGUGGAGUCCAAAUCUGAUGUAAUGAGUGCCGUGUUUGAGGAUAAAAAGAAGGCAAAUGGAAACAUUUUCAAAAAAUUAUUGAAAAGAUCAACACAAGAGCAAUUGAAUCCUAUCGAACAAAGAUUACAACGACAAGAUGAAAUUGAUUUGGUUAGUUACAAGAUGGACAUUAAUAGAAUGAAUUCAUUAACGUCAAAGGAGAAACAAGGUCGCACUAAACGUGUGGUGAAAAGUGAAGCAAAUCUAAUCGUUAAACCAUUGGAUUACAUCUCCGAAAUAAAUACUAAUGAAACGACUGGAUUUAAUCAAGGAAGCGGUGAGUGUGCCACUGAUGAUGACAAUAAUGAUUUUCUUGAUUUAUCGCUGAUGCCAAUGUCCAAAAUUGAUGCAUUCAUUGCCAAUUAUGAUAUUCGUUACGAUUUGAAUGAUUUUAUAUCUGAUGUUUCCGUCAAAUUUCAUAAUUCAGAGUUGGAGAAGAUUAGAUGUGUGUUGUUACAUAUGUGCAAAUUCCACGUUAUUGAAGAGGAAGGAGAAGGAGGAGGAGGGCAUGCAACAGCAGGUAUUUCCCAAGUGAAGCCCAAAUUGAAGGAAGUUCAACUGAAGGGAGAAGCAUCAAUAUUCCAAAUCAAUUAUAUUUUCAAGAAGAUUCUUGAUGCAUUGAGAAUUCCAUGUGAAGUUGUAUUGGGGUUUUGGAAAAAGCCAAAUGAGUUUUAUCAUAAUGAACAAUAUGUUAUUAAUCAUUGUUGGUUAUCAGUAUUGGUUGAAGAUAAGUUUCGAUUGAUCGAUAUAUAUAAUUUCGAAAACCCGUCCAUUUGCAAUUUACAAGACGUUGGUUAUAAUGAGUUUUAUUUUCUUGCUCAGCCAUUGAGUUUGGUAUCAACCCACAUUCCAUCAAUUAUUGAUUUGCAACAUGUAACACCACCUAUUGAUCCCAGUAUUGCAUUUUAUCUACCUCGUACAUAUUCCGGAUUCUAUGCCAAUGAGUUAUCUUUUCAUAACUUUAACAACGCAUUGACUAGAUUGAAGGACCUAGAGAUUUGUGAAUUGGAGUUGUAUGUUCCUACAGAUGUUGAAUUGUUCACUUUGGUUAAAACUUCCAAGUUAACCACAAACGAUUUAAGCUUAUGUCAAAUCAAAUGGGUUAAUCACAGACGUAUGGCUAAAAUUAAAGCUAUUUUACCCAAGAACGAAUCAAUUGGAGUAUUACAAAUAUUUGCUGGGCCUAAAGGAUUACAAAAACAUUUUGAUAAUAUUCAUCAAUUAUCAAUUGUGAUUCCAUUGACUCAUCAGGGCUCGAAUAGACAAACUAAAUUUGUUCAAAGAUUCCCUACUGUACAGAGUCAAUUGAAUGAUUUAUACAUUGUCAAACCACAGGCUAAUAAGUUGUUGCUAAAAACUACCUAUCAAUUUCAAAUUGAGCAAUAUCCAAGUCAAGGUUUGCGUCAUGCGCAUGAAUUAUCAUCGUCAUUGCCAGAUUUCAAAAUAGUUAUUGAAUCCCCUCUGGGGAAAUAUUUUAAAUUAACUCGUGAUGAAGAUGAAAUAGACCAUGCUGGUGGUGAUGGAAGAAUUACUGGCUCAUUUCCUAAACCAUUUGGUGUUUAUUCAUCCAAUAUCAAGUGUCUGGAACUUGGUGUUUAUCGAGGAUUGGUUAUUGGAGAUAAUGGUAAUAGUUGGUAUGUGUUUGCUCAAUGGGAGAGUGUUCAGAGCCUAGGCGUGUGA